CCUCUUGAAUCACUAUUGUGCGACCUCAUGUCGCUAUCUCCGAAAAAAACAGAGUCGACCAAGUCGACUAUGGAACCAGAGAGUUCCGUCCUCUCACGCCACCCAUCAAGUCUCGAAGGAAAUGCCGUCCUCAUCGUUCCAGAAAAGUUGACCGGUGAGAAUUAUCGUGAAUGGGCGCAAUCUGUGAGGCUCGCUGUUGAAGGUCGAGGCAAGCUAGGCUACCUCACCGGCGAAGUUGUUUGUCCGUCGUCCACCAACUCUCAAGCUGUGCACCUCUGGAAAACUGAGAAUUCGAUGGUCUCUUCCUGGCUGAUUAACGCAAUGAUACCAGCCAUUAAACGGAGCUUCAUGUUCCUUCCCACUGCGUGUGAAAUAUGGGACGCUGUGCGAGAGGCAUAUUCUGAUGGAGAGAAUGUCUCCCAAGUCUUCGAAAUUAAAACAAAAUUGUGGCAAACGAAGCAAGGUACGGGAACCUUAAAUGAUUACUAUUUAACCAUGUCGGCUCUGUGGCAGGAACUUGACCUCCAGAAUGACGAUACAUGGAAAUGCUCUGAAGAUGCCGCACUAUACAAGAAGAAGGUCGACAGAGAACGCCUCUUCGAGUUUCUUGCAGGUAUUAAUUCAGAGCUUGAUGCCGUUAGAGGACGCCUCUUGAGCCGUGUUCCCUUGCCUACCGUCCGAGAAGCAUUUGCAGAAGUAAGGAGGGAGGACUCACGACGACGAAUCAUGAUGCCCAACCCUGUUGCUGCAAGCAGCAAUCAUGAAUCCUCUGCUCUAAUUACUCGGCACAGUACAGAUAAUAAAGGUCCAAAAAACAAACCAAUCUGUGAACAUUGCAAGAAGAGUGGCCAUACAAAGGAGACAUGUUGGGAUAUACACGGUAAACCCGCAGAUUGGAAACCAAAAAAGAGCAAGGGACGUAGCUAUAUGGCUGGAACAGAACGGAAUGAAAUGCAACCUGCCACACCCGCUGCUAUAUCUAAUGACCAGCUCUCUAAACUAAUAGAGAUGCUCAGCAACCUGCAACCUUCUGGUCAGCCAUCACGCACUCAACCUACUGCCACAGUGGUACACAAAGGACCUGUCAACAGGGAAGAUGAUUGGGAGUGCUAAGGAAUUUGACGGCUUAUAUUACUUUGAUGAUGCCUCCAUUACAAAUACUAGUGUCUGCAAUAAAGUUUCUCUCCCUAGGGAUAGUGAUAUUUUCCUUUGGCACAAACGUCUUGGCCAUCCUAAUUUUCAAUAUUUAACUCAAAUGUUUCCUUCUAGUUUUCCUAAUAAAAAUGUUUCUGAACUUUCUUGUGAAGUCUGUGAAUUUGCUAAACAUCACCGCACUACCUUUUCUCGAAAUAUUUAUCAACCCUCUUCUCCUUUUAUUACAAUUCAUAGUGAUUUAUGGGGGCCUAGUCGGAUUGCCAACCGAACUUUUCACAAAUGGUUCAUUACUUUUAUUGAUGAUCACACUCGCGUUUGUUGGACUUAUUUACUUAAAGAAAAAUCUGAAGUUUAUUCUACUUUUGUAAACUUUCAUCAAAUGAUAAAAAAUCAGUUUAAUACCUCUAUAAAAAUUUUUCAUACAGAUAAUGGCACCGAAUAUAUUAAUCAUAGUUUUACUACCUUUUUCCAAGAAAAUGGCAUUAUUCAUAAAAGUUCUUGUCCUCACAGCCCCCAACAAAAUGGAAUUGCAGAACGGAAAAAUCGACACAUUUUAGAAGUUACUCGUGCCCUUCUCCUCACUCAUAAUGUCCCAAAGUAUUAUUGGGGUGAUGCUAUCCUCACUGCAACUUUUCUUAUCAAUAGAAUGCCC
Neltuma alba is the source of this 1807-nucleotide messenger RNA. RefSeq lists its product as uncharacterized. Lineage: Eukaryota; Viridiplantae; Streptophyta; Magnoliopsida; Fabales; Fabaceae. The coding region runs from base 28 to 1113 and encodes 361 amino acids. The transcript is spliced from 2 exons. The record is from RefSeq and is a predicted model, not a curated record.